Messenger RNA from Egretta garzetta (little egret), 747 nucleotides. RefSeq names its product aph-1 homolog A, gamma-secretase subunit (gene APH1A). Gene Ontology annotation, cellular component: membrane; gamma-secretase complex; endoplasmic reticulum. NCBI's taxonomy places the organism in Eukaryota, Metazoa, Chordata, Aves, Pelecaniformes, Ardeidae. Bases 1 to 747 code for a protein of 248 amino acids. Gene Ontology annotation, biological process: protein processing; positive regulation of catalytic activity; Notch signaling pathway. Gene Ontology annotation, molecular function: protein-macromolecule adaptor activity. The transcript has 7 exons. The record is from RefSeq and is a predicted model, not a curated record.
AUGGGCUUUAUGCUGGCCAGGGCGUUUUUCUGGCUGGUGUCGCUGCUCCUGGCAUCUCUGAUCUGGUUCGUUUCGGUUCAUCUCAGCGACCGGGAGGACGCCAAGCUGCAGUACGGCCUCCUCGUCUUUGGGGCCGCCGUCUCCGUCCUGCUGCAGGAGGCUUUCAGAUUUGCCUACUUCAAGCUGCUGAAGAAAGCGGAUGAAGGCCUGGCGACGAUCAGCGAGGACGGCCAGUCCCCCAUCUCCCUCAGGCAGAUGGCUUACGUCUCGGGCCUGUCCUUUGGCAUCAUCAGCGGCGUGUUUUCCGUCAUUAACAUCCUGGCAGACUCCAUCGGGCCAGGCAUCGUCGGGAUCCACGGGGACUCGCCAUACUACUUCAUCACAUCUGCGUUCCUCACCAUGGCCCUCGUCUUGCUCCACACCUUCUGGGGAGUCAUCUUCUUCGACGCCUGUGAAAAACGCCGGUACUGGUGCCUGGGGCUGGUGGUUGCCAGUCACCUCCUCACCUCGGGGCUGACGUUUCUGAACCCCUGGUAUGAGGCCAGCCUGGUCCCCAUCUUCAUCAUCACCCUCUGCACGGGCCUCUGGGCCUUCUUCACCGCCGGGGGCUCCUUCCGCAACAUCCUCAAGUGCCUCUCCUGUAAGGGGGUGACUGGGCAGGGAGGGGCACGCCACGGGGGCCUUUCUGGCUUUGGGGGGAGCACCCGGGUGUCCUGGUUUCUUGGGGCUGAUGGGAUCCAGCCCUGA